Messenger RNA from Panicum virgatum (switchgrass), 995 nucleotides. RefSeq lists its product as uncharacterized. The record is from RefSeq and is a predicted model, not a curated record. NCBI's taxonomy places the organism in Eukaryota, Viridiplantae, Streptophyta, Magnoliopsida, Poales, Poaceae. Bases 188 to 628 code for a protein of 146 amino acids. The transcript has 2 exons.
CGCAUACUCUUUUGGUUAAGAGAUAGAGAGUGAGAGAGGGGGUUACUUACCAGGGAUCGGAGUGUGUAUAAAAGGCCCUACUAGGUCUGAACCUUCAAGUGCCGCCCCUGUGCUCCUCACUAGUCCUUUCUCCAUCACGAGCGUUAGGCUUCCCCUCAGCUGCAAAGCUCGACGACUGGAAGCAGCAAUGGCGUCCACGAGGCCGCUGCUCGUCGCGCUCUGCGUGCUGGCGCUGUUCGCCGUGAGGUCCGAGUCCCACGGCCUGGAGGACUUCACCGGCGGGAGCGCCGAGGCGACGCCGGCGAUGCAGACCUUCUUCAAGCCCGAGGCCGCGGCGCUCCCGGAGGCCCUGGACGGCUCCAUGCCCGCGGCCAGCAGCAUGGCCGCCAAGCCGGAGGCCUCGGCGAUCCCGACCACCACCGCGACGGGCGCGGCCGCAACCACCGGCGCCGCCGCCACUACCGCGGCGCCCGCCCCGGCGCGCAGGUCCGUGUCCGUGGCCGCUGGCGUGGCCUGCGGCGUCGCGGCCGUGGCCGUGGUCGGCAUCGCGGCCGCCGUGGCGUACGUGGUGCGCGGCCGGCGCGGCGCGCGGCGCGGCACGGAGGUCCAGCUCGGCUCCUCCCCGUGAGCGGCCGCCUAGCUAGCUAGCUAGCGGGACCCACGUCACCCACCCACCAGGCCUCUUGUUAUGAUAGGCCAUCAUUAUUAGCUGGUCACGAGCGUCAAUUUAGCUUUGCUUUUGUACUAUUGAUUGAUGAGGAUAUGGUUUGGUUUUGGGGUUAGUAGUUUGCUUCAUCCGGUCAUGCCGGUGGCUAUCGUCGGUGAAGGAUGAUCACAGGCUUCAGGCCAGCCAGCAGCGGUGCAUUGUAACAUAAAUAAUGCUGGUGGUAGCGUGAUGUGUGGUGUCGUGUGUUCAGACCUUUGUUAUAUAUUGCUGCAUCAGGAUUUCAGGAUACUACGUUUGCUGAAAGAAUAAUGUUGCCGUGUUUAGGAUU